AUGGAAGACAAACAAAAGAAGCCCACCAUCACAGUCAUCGACACCGUCUACCUCCGCAAUCUCAUGCCAGGUAACCAAGAAUGCGUCUACUUUCUCUACAGUUCUCGCUUCUCCGGCGCCAUGAAAGAAGCUGCCAUAUCCACCAAUGCAACCAUUCUAUACGAUAUCACGAACGACCAAGCCGUCGAAGAACUCAGUCGACUUCUGGCUCUCAACAUUCAUUUCCAUGACGAUGAUGGAAGAAUUCUCAGUCCUACACCACUUAUGGAUACGAUGUGGCAUGCGCUUAUCCUGGAUACGCGACUUCAUCUGGAGUUCCAAGCUACUUUGCCAUUUUAUGUUCAUCAUCGGCCUUUGGGAGUGACUGAUGGGGAACGGUUGACUCGUUUGGGUAGAUUGAGUUUACAUUGUAGGGAGAUUUUUGGUACUGAUCCCUUUAUGCUAAGGACGCUCUGAUCAAAGAGGCGGAGGAAAAGGGAGGGAAACCAGGCAGGCUUUUAUGAAUCUCCAAUGAAAAAAACCAAAGCGGCGGAUACAUAUCUGGAGACACAACUAAAAGUGGAAGACGAAGAAUUAGAGGAUGAAGAAUCGGAGAGACAACAGGCAGACGACGAGGAGUAUUCAAAAGCGAUGACCAAAGAGGCAGAGGAAGAAGUAGAGAGACAACCUGAAGUAGGGAAUGAAGAAUUGAGGAAGAAAGCGACACAGAAUGCAGAAUCUCCGAAAGAAAUAACGGUAAAGAUAAUCAUCCCACAACGGUAUCCACAACAGGACACGAUCAAAGCCAGAAUGCAUAUGAGAGAUACCACCAAGUUCUGGCGUCUUAUUAGCGGGAUAAAGUCUAAGGUUCGUCCCCAACCACCAGGUCCGUAUUAUACUAGUGAUUUCAGAUUGUUUUUUGAGGGAAGCGGCUUUUGGGAGAGGACACCCCCAGGCAAAUUGGUAUGGAAGAUGGGGAUUGUAUAUAUCUUUAUUUUGAGAUGA
Molecule: messenger RNA, 984 nt
Organism: Hymenoscyphus albidus
Lineage: Eukaryota; Fungi; Ascomycota; Leotiomycetes; Helotiales; Helotiaceae
Source: the annotation of a GenBank genome assembly